AAAAUGGCUGUAUUUUAGGCCACUAUCGUGGACAACUACUAUUCGAUAUAUUUUAGUAGGUUGCUGAUUAUAUAAUAUUGUUCCGUGGUUGUCGAUUGUGCAGCUCUUUGGACUUAUUUGUAAUAAUUCUUAAUUGUUCCUCGUUUUUCUAAAAGAAAAAGCCAUGUCUUCAGAAGGUGGAAGACCCAUGAAAUAUCCAUAUACUCUAACUGCAAAAAUAGCACAAUUUCCAUUUAAAAUGUAUUUCACCAGCCCAAAAAGUUGGGUAUUUAAAUGGUGGCUUAUCAGCAUAAUAGCAACUGCACCACUUUUCUAUAAGAUACAAAGACUCAGUUAUGCUCCAGAGAAUGUGAAAGUAUGGGAUGAGAUACACAAAAAAGAAUUUUCGUCAAUGGGUCAUCAUCACUGAGCUAUACAGGAAAAUACUUUAGUAUAAUGUGUAAGAAAAAUUCAUGUAUGAAGUAAAUAUAUAAGCAUCUUCAAGAUAA
Messenger RNA from Hylaeus volcanicus, 488 nucleotides. RefSeq lists its product as uncharacterized. The transcript is spliced from 3 exons. The record is from RefSeq and is a predicted model, not a curated record. Bases 164 to 409 code for a protein of 81 amino acids. NCBI's taxonomy places the organism in Eukaryota, Metazoa, Arthropoda, Insecta, Hymenoptera, Colletidae.